Messenger RNA from Symbiodinium sp. CCMP2456, 777 nucleotides. NCBI's taxonomy places the organism in Eukaryota, Dinophyceae, Suessiales, Symbiodiniaceae. The record is from the annotation of a GenBank genome assembly.
AUGGACCUACAGCUUGCCAACAAGAACGCUUUGAUAACUGGAUCGACUAAGGGGAUCGGCUACGCCAUUGCCGAGGUGCUUGCCAAAGAAGGAGCGAACGUGAUCGUCAACGGCCGCAGCGAACAGUCGACGGCCGACGCAGCCAAGGCGAUCGGGAACGGUGCCCGAGGGAUUGCCGCAGAUCUUUCCACGGCCGCCGGUUGCGACAAGCUGCUGCAAGAGGCAGGCCAAGUCGACAUUCUGAUCAACAAUGCAGGCAUCUUCGAACCGAAGCCGUUCGUCGAAAUCCCCGACGAAGACUGGGAACGUUUCUACCAGAUUAACGUCAUGUCAGGCGUUCGUCUGACACGAUCGGUUCUGCCUGGCAUGCUUGAACGAAAUUGGGGACGCAUUCUGUUUGUCUCCAGCGAAAGCGGUGUGCAGAUUCCUUCCGAAAUGGUGCAUUAUGGGAUGACCAAAGCGGCGAACAUUUCUUUGGUCAACGGGGUCGCGCGACUGACCAAAGGAACACACGUGACGGUCAAUGCGAUCUUGCCUGGGCCGACCGCUUCGGAAGGGGUGUCCGAUUUCGUCGGCAAUUUGGCAGAAGACGCGAAUCAGUCGAAGGAGGAAUUUGAGAAGGAAUUCUUCCAAACGGCUCGACCAACUUCGUUGAUCCAACGGUUCGCCGAAGUCGAGGAAGUUGCGAAUACGACGGCCUAUUAUUGUUCGCCUCUUUCCAGUGCGACGAACGGGGCCGCGAUUCGGGUAGAUGGUGGCGUGAUUCUUGGAACCUAG